AUGUCAUUCUCCAAUUCGUCCGGAGGCACGUUGGCACUGCCCUCGCCAACACACGCCCACCAAAUCGAUGUCACAUCGGCGGUCCGCACCCUCCGCCGUUCCCUGUCACGCUCUCCAUCCAAGUUUUUGUCGCGUACAAACUCACACAGUUCCGAUAACAGCUCUUCCCAACUCUCGCCACGCACUCCCAGCCGACGCUUUGGAUUCACUCCCCAAAACGCGCAACAACACCGAUUCGUUUGCCAUCAACAAAAUCAUAACGAACCUCAGUCAGCGCCACCCGCCGCCCAGCGAGCCGCGCCAGCUACCACAACCCCACAUCGCGCGCCGUUGUUGACGCCGCUGCGAGCAAGCGUCAAGCUCUCUCUGCGCUCCGCAAAAUCAAUCAAAGCACUGUCACCAGCUUCUCGCCACCUGGCACGCUCAAGGUCUUCGCCCAAGAGCCCUGUAAAAAGACCUUUGACCGCGGCGCCCGACGCAGCAAACUUCCAGAUCUUUCAGUCGACCACCCCAACCACCUCGCCUAUCGCUGAGCGCUCACCUUUCAGACGCAUUCACCACACGGCGCCGGGACAGGAAAACUCUUUGUUUUCCUCUCGCUCUACGACUCCCACUGAAAGCGCCACUAAACUAAACCGACACAGUCUGCAUCUUGACGUAUCAGGAGUUUCUCAAUCCGAGUUCUUCAAAGCGCUGGACGCAAACGACCAAACCUAUAUGACCACAACAACAGGCGCUCUUAAGCGUAAUGAUGCUACGAUGAACCUUGAUCACCACAGUCAAGGUAGCCCUGUCGCUAAACGACGGAGCAUGUACGGCGUUGCGGGCAACGCUUCUACAGAUAACCUCAGCAUUUUUGGCACAAACACAACGUCGUCGCAGAGCUUCGAUAUUCACGAAGAUCCUGCAUCAGAGUACGAAUUAUUCGCGUCUCCAGACGUCAUGGAUCCCGCCGCGUUGGCCUCGCCUAGCCCGUCAGCCAAUGUUCCCAAGCGCUCGUCCUCGCUUCGCAAGUCGACCUUGCAACAGCGAUACGGAGACAGGGGAUCGCUUGGCCGACGCAACGGUGAACGCCAACUCGGGCAGCUGGCUGCGGAGUUUUCUACACCCGGUAGAAGUCGUCCUCGACUCUCUACGGAUCACUUCGUCCCUCCACAACCUCCUCGCGAGAGCCCAUUUUCGUCUGGAACACCUCUGCCAAAUGCAUCAAUCCACUUUGUAGAUGCAAAAAGCCACCAGCCUCAUCCGCUGUCCAAGUCGCUCGUCUCUUCCAACUCUGGUGGCAGCCUAACGGAAGAGGAAACAACACCAAGUGCGCCACUAAAGUUUUUCGAUAAGCCCAAGGCGCACCCUUUCUCAAAAUCUCUACCUCUAAACGCCACUCGACCUACCGCUCGCCCUACUCAUGACCAUACAAAGGCUGUUGCAACACCAAACCACGCCAACCGCUUGUGGACUGCUGCUUUCAACUCUACCGGAUUGAUCUCAAAGGUCAACCGCAACCCAGAAGAAGAAGCUGACAGGAAGAUUGCCCCUCCAGAUACGCCCUGCAAGAAGCACAGCAACCCAUUUGCUACUUUCCCCCCUCCUGCCGUUAGUGGACUGAAGAGAAGAACCAAUAGCCGCGGAUCUUUCUCCGGCCUUCCUUCAACUCCAUUCAACGCCACUCCAGCGCGUCUUCCGGAAACAUUUGGCAAUGGUUCCAAGGGCCUAUCAAUAUUCCAAAAGGGCUCUAACUCUCUGGGCAACCGACGUGGCAGUCUGCUGAGCCUGGAUGGAGAAGACCGUAAGCUCUUCGGUGACAAUACCGAAAACCUUCCAGUGGGCGACAGCGACGCUCCUCCCACACCCACUAAGAAUGCUUUGCCCAAUAGCCUAAGCAACCUGAGUGAGCAGUCUCUGGAAAGCCCUAGUACGAACCGAACUUUUGCUCUUCCUGUUUCGGCUGUGAAGCCACCCGCCUUUACAGAGCCAUCAUUUGCCUCUUCUAUUCCUGCAGAUGGGCGAAGAACCCCUCAAACUCCUCACGAGGGACUCCUUCCGCUUGACACUAGCCGCCUAUCCAUUUCUCUUCCCGAUAAUGCCGACUUCAGCAUGCCCCCUCCCGUGACACCAACCACAACGGACAAGGACUUCCGUUCUUCGACAAGCAUCUUCGUAACUCCUGUCAAUGUUCGUACCAACAACAUCGACGUUGAUGCUAGUCUUGUGUCCAAGUUUGACAGGGUUGAGCAGGUCGGCAAAGGCGAGUUCUCUACCGUGUACCGUGUUACGAAAUUGGAGAUCACGUCGCAAGAGAGACGCCCAUCUAUGACGCCCAGUGGUUCUGACAACCAACUUACCACCAAGGGUCAAGUGUUUGCGGUGAAGAAGAGCAGACACUCUUAUCAAGGUCGCAAGGAUCGGGAUGCCAAGCUUCGCGAAGCCAAGAUUUUGCAAGCUCUAUCGCAUGCGGAACACGUUGUGCACUAUGUCGAUGACUGGGAGCACAACUUCCAUCUGUAUAUCCAGACAGAAUUUUGUGAAGAAGGAACGCUCGAAAGGUUUCUUAGCAAUGUCGGCCGCGGUGGUAGACUGGACGAUUUCCGCAUCUUCAAGAUCCUGCAGGAUCUUUGCUUGGGAUUGAAAGAAGUACAUGAUGCUGGCUUUAUGCAUCUGGAUAUGAAACCAGCCAAUAUUCUUGUUACCUUUGAAGGUGACUUGAAAAUUGCUGAUUUCGGUCUGGCUCAAUCCUGCUUGACUGCAGAAAGCGUUGAUGUCGAAGGUGAUAGAGAAUACAUGUCCCCUGAGAUGCUGAAGGGCCAUGUUGGCAAGGCAGCUGAUGUCUUUUCACUCGGGCUUAUCACGCUCGAAGUCGCGGCUAAUGUUGUUUUGCCUGAUAACGGCCCUACAUGGGUGGCAUUGCGCUCCGGCGAUCUCUCAGAAGUCCCCAGUCUGACCUGGACGCCUUCUAUCGAGGUACAGCGCGAUUCUGCUGGCAACCCUACCGAGACUGUCCACAGCGGAGACUUUACGCAUGACAAGGUUCACAGCGCCGGUAGCUUGUUUGGCUCCUUCAAAGCUACUGAGCUACAGCAACCACCAGAGUUUAUGGUUGAAGCCUACCACCCAAGCUCAUUGGAUUCCAUUGUGCGGUGGAUGACUGCCCAGGAACCUGGUGAGAGACCUAUUGUGGACCAGAUUCUUGAUUUGGAGGGCUUGGUCUGGGUUUCUGAGCACAGAAAUGCACCAGCUACCGUUUUCGAAGGCAGCUGGGGCCCAGCCGAAGUCCGUCCAGUCUCAUUUUCAGUCGACAGCGACACUGAAAUGACAGACAUUUAA
[Torrubiella] hemipterigena is the source of this 3321-nucleotide messenger RNA. Lineage: Eukaryota; Fungi; Ascomycota; Sordariomycetes; Hypocreales; Clavicipitaceae. The record is from the annotation of a GenBank genome assembly.